AUGAAGGGCGUGGGACACAGCAGUGGCGGCGGCUUUCUUGUUGGGCCCAGGCAGGGGCAGCAAGAGCCGACGGACAUGUUUGUCGCCUGUUUUGAAGCUGCCUUGGACGAAGAAUUGCGGGGGCAGGAAAUCUCUAGCAGCUUCCGCGCCUGCUUUGAGAGAAUUAGCUCACCGUACGGCUUUGUACGAAACGAGGGUCUCCGUGACGCUCUGCAGCGGCUGCGUGACUUGUCCCUUGAGGCGGCGGAGGAGGCGGCACUGUCAUCAGAUAACGCGACUGGCACCGCCGCCGCUGGGAGAAGUGCGGGCCCCACACCGCAUCUUCCCUACGAUGCCAUACGUUCCUCCGUAAUGUCACGCGGUGCGGCCGAGUCUCACGCCACGGUGGGGCAACCGAGUACGGCAUCGGGCCGCAGUGCAUCCUCGGAGCGUACCCAGCGGGCCUUGCAUGGGGCACACUACACAAUGUCGGUAUUUCACCGUGUACUCGUACCUUAUAUGGAUGAACGGGCACGCUGCAACCGUGGCGGACCCGUCACUGUGGAGCUCUCGGAAGCGGCAGCGCUAGCGUGGAACACGCUGAAUCACGCCCAGCUAACCACCCUGCCCCCAUCGGCGACGCCGGCAAAGAAAAAAGCCCCUGGCAUUAUCCUCACAGAAGUAACCUUUCAGGAGCAGGAACUGGCACUGCGGCUGCUGCAGGGCCUAAGUUUGGUGGUCUACGAUCAACGUCGGGUGAUGGCGGAGGGGCCCCUUAUAACCUUUCUCGUUGAGAUUUGGCAGUGUUGUCUGCAGCACAUACAGGCUCUCUUUAGCCGUUGGCGCCGUCUUGCGGCGCUGGAAAAAACGGGAGACACGCCGUCCUCUACCGCCCCCUUGCUGGAAGAAGAGCCUGUUCGGCUUGUCGCGGGUUUAGAGACUGUCAUAGUUGCCAGCAUUGAUGCGGCGGAGGCGGCGUGUCACUACAAUCCACUCGCAUUGACGCGUAUCGUGCAGCAGGGCGGAGUGCGGGCUCUUCUUGAUCUGGGGCUUUGUCCGUACGCCCCCUACGACAUCCGUUGUGCCGUGUUUGACACUGUCAGUGUGCUGAUGCAAGAAGUGGCCCCAUUUAGAGGCGCAGUGACGGCGGGGGGGCCAAGCGCCGCCGCUGCUGCUGGUGGUGGAACAAAGGGGGAGGAGGACGAGUUGAUUCAAACAAUGAUACAGCAGGCCAUGGCGGGUUCGUUGGGCCGGAAGGCGGCCCCGCCACCAUUUCUGAUGGACCGUGCGAGUGCGUCAAAGUUUGACUCCGCCGUGCGUGACUGGUUUAGUCAGCAAGGGCUGAGUCAUGUGGUGUCGGCGGUGCUGGAGCUGCGCGAUGUGCGUGGGACCCCGAUUGCUGCGGGAACGAUGCCAAAGGCAGAGGUGGCGCGUCACGUGCAGCGUGUGAACCAACUGCGCGAGAAGCAGCUUCAGGCGUUGCUGCAGGCAGUGGACGGCAAGCGGGCAGCGCUGUGA
This is a messenger RNA of Trypanosoma rangeli, 1497 nucleotides long. RefSeq lists its product as uncharacterized. The record is from RefSeq and is a predicted model, not a curated record. The transcript has a single exon. The coding region runs from base 1 to 1497 and encodes 498 amino acids. Lineage: Eukaryota; Euglenozoa; Kinetoplastea; Trypanosomatida; Trypanosomatidae.